Molecule: messenger RNA, 2822 nt
Organism: Trifolium pratense (red clover)
Lineage: Eukaryota; Viridiplantae; Streptophyta; Magnoliopsida; Fabales; Fabaceae
Product: putative E3 ubiquitin-protein ligase RF4
Exons: 4
Coding region: 344-2503 (719 amino acids)
Source: RefSeq, a predicted model, not a curated record
AUAUAAAAAAUAAAUAAAACAAAAAAUAUAUAUAAAAAUGAAAAUGGACCAUUGGAUUUGAUUCCCAAAACCCAAAACCCACAUAGAGUAGAAGCAGCAGCAACAACAAACGCACACAUUUCACUUUCACUUUCACAACAACACACAAAGCAGCGUCGUUCUGUGACUGAGUGAGUGAGUUAGUAACGACGACUCCAUAGCUUUUUCCUUCUUUCGUUUUCUUCUCCAUUGCUGCUUAAAGAAGCAUAGGAUAUUGAUUACUCGUUUUUUUCUUCUUCGUAUCACUGUUGCAGCUGUUGAUCUUGCUCAAGAUUGAAUUGAUUUGAUAGGAAAAGGUAUUCUAAUGGCUGAAGAAAUGGAUAAAAUUGUUGAUUCUGAACAAGGUUCUAAUUACAAGAGAAAAUUAGAUGAUGAGUCUUCUUUGGUUGCUGAAGAUGGUUCUGUAAAUUUGGAUGAUGAUUUCCCUCCCUAUGAAUUUCCAAAUUCGUCUGAAUUAGGGUUAGAUAGUUAUACAGAAGAACCACAAUUAGGUGUGCUCGAGGUUGAGGAUUGGGAGGAUCCUAUUGCAACUCAGCUUGAGGAAUUACUGAUGACUAAUUUGGAAGCAAUUUUCAAUAACGCAAUCAAGAAGGUUGUCGAGUUAGGCUACAAUGAAGAAAUGGCUGAAAUGGCCAUUUCAAGGAAGGCCUUAUACACAGAAGGAGACCCUCUCACCAAUAUUGUUUGCCACCUAAUGAAUAAUUUGAAGGGAAAAGGUAGUGAUACUACUGCAGAUUUUGUAUUUCAAAAUUUGAAGCAGCUACAACAUUAUACAUUGGUAGAGAUGAUCGGUAUACUUCGAGAACUAAGACCCUCCCUAACAGUAACUGAAGCAAUGUGGGAGUUGCUGAUACAUGACUUGAGUAUUACGCGAGCCAUUGCAGGAGAAGAUGAACUGAGUGAUGUUUCUAGCGAGCACAGCUCUGACAAGUCUUCUGUUCCUCCAUCAAAAUCAGAGCUUCAAAGCUUUGAUAUAAUUUCUGAUUUCAGUUUGACAAAUAGUCAAAAGGGCUCCGGAGAAAGUAAAUCAGGAUCUAAUUCUAAGCUGAAUAGUAGAAAAGAACUUGCAUUAGCACUUAGGCAGAAGUUCCUUCAUAUGGAGAAAUCUAAAGCUUGUGGAAAAGGGGGUGUUAAAUUAGCGAAGCUUACAAGUGUAAGUGGUUUGAUUGUUGAAAAAAGACUCAAGCCACAAUCUGAAAUUCAAAAUCAGAAAAUGAAACGCGGCUCCUCAUAUAAAGGAGUUAGUAUAGCAGGAGUAUGCCAUGUUUCAGUCAAUGAAGAUUCAGCUUUACCUGAAGGAUGUAGUGCCGCAAAAUUAUCCACAAAGGAUGCUACAUCUACUUCUACCACAGGGAAAACAACCAAACCAAAAUCUAAACCAUGCUCCGCUGCCACUCAAAAGAUUCAAAAUUACUGUGCUGGUAUUCCUUUAGACGAAACUUCGGGCAAGUAUGUGCCGCGAGAUGAGAAGGAUGAACAAAUUUUGAAAUUGGUAUCUCGAGCGCAAGAAUUGCAGGAUGAGGUGCAAAGCUGGAACGACUGGGCGAAUAAGAAGGUUAUGCAGGCAGCUGAUAAGCUGCGCAGGCUUCAGUUUGAGUCUAAAUCUCUGAAAAAAGAAGCUGAAGUAUAUAGAAAAGAAAGGAAAGCUUUGGAGGAGAAUGCUGAGAAGAGGAUAUCUGAAGUGGAGAAUGUGAUGGAAAAUAAUGAAAAGCAACUUGAGAAUGCUUCUUCUUCCGUAGUCUUUCUAGAGUCAAAAAAAUCCUUGCUAGAGAAGGACUUGAAGGCUGCCAAGUCGUUGGCUGAAAAGUCAACGACAACCCUUCAACAAGCACUGGAGAGAGAGCAGGUGGCUAUUCAAAAAGUCCAGUCAUGGGAAACGGAGAAGGGUUUGCUUCAAGAUGAACUUGAGAAAGAGAAGAAAAAAUUAUCUAACCUGCAACAGGAGAUACAAAAGGGGAAAAAUCUUCUAGCUAAUACUGAGGGUAGAGUGAAAAAGGAGAGAGCUAAGAAAGAAAAGAUCCUUGCAGAGGCUGCAUUCAUUAGAAAAGAAAGAGAACAGUAUGAAGCACUCAUGAAAGCUGAGGAGGAUGCCCUUAGAACGAAGGCAGCUAGUGAGCUGCAGGCAUAUGUGGAAAGCGUGGUAAAGCUAGAGAAGGAGAUGGCUAAGCUAAAACUAAAAUCUGAUUCCAAAAACAGUAUUCCAUCUGUGGUGAAAGAAAACAAGAAAUCUGAGAUGACGGCAGGGAGCUCACAAGACAAGCUGGCAGGUGGAAGAUUGAAGCGGGAGCACGAGUGUGUCAUGUGCUUAUCAGACGAGAGGUCGGUUGUUUUUCUGCCAUGUGCUCAUCAGGUUUUGUGUCCGAAAUGCAAUGUGCUCCAUGAGAAGCAAGGGAUGAAGGACUGUCCUUCUUGUAGGACCCCCAUCAAGUUUAGGAUUCAUGCCAAAUUUCUUGGGCAGCAGUAGAUAUAGACUUUCCUUAGUGGAUAGGAACCGUGAAGAAGCGUUGCAGUUAGUUUAGAUGAUUCUCCAAGGUGGUUCAUUUUGAAGGCCAUUUAGACCAUUAUGUCAGCUACAUUUUAUUUUAUAAGAUGUUUAUUUUGAGACUGAAUCAGCUCUUAGUCCCUAUCCUCCUUUACCUAAAUAGGAAAUAAAACAGAAAGAGAAACAGCAUAGACAAAGAAAUAGCUGUCCUUUGAUACAGUUAUGUGUAAAUUUUAUUACAGUGAAUCUCAAUAGCACAGAGAAACUUGAUGGAUUUGGUUCAAAUGAGUGCGUUGUUCAA